AACUUGAACUGCCGCGGCGCCUCCCUUCCAUUUCGACCAGGGAUUACAUUGUUGUUUUUUCCAAACGGGCCUUUCAUCCGCGCGUGUGAAGCCACUAGACUCACAAACGGCUGUCUCUCGAGGCGCGGCAAUCUUACGGUUUCAAUUUGGUUGUGUGCUGUUACAUAAACUUUGCUCCACCUUUCCCGGCCUGUACGCGCAAACAUAGGGAUAUAACAUGCCAGCGUAUCACUCAUCGUUCAACGAUGGUGGAUUCCGUGCCAUCGGUAACAUGGCGCUUCUGCCCAUUAAAACAAAGAUUCGAGGCCCAGCACCACCAGCAGCCGACCCGCAACAGGACGAUAUCAUUGAUGAGGCGAUCGCACUUUUCCGCGCCAAUUGCUUCUUUAGAAACUUUGAAAUAAAAGGCACUGCCGAUCGUGUCCUUAUUUACCUGCUCCUGUUCAUUCAAGAAUCGCUGGGAAAGCUGUCCAAGAACCCCUCGCAAUUGGAAGGACAAAGAACUCUGCAAACACAUGCACUUCAAAACUUUGCUAUACCUGGCGAGGCGGGCUUUCCUUUGAAUGCAAUGUACGAAAAACCUGCAAACCGAAAUGAUGCUGACACGCUAAGACAAUAUUUGAGCCAACUGCGCCAAGAGUGCGCGACCCGCCUGGUGGUAAAGGUAUAUGAUGGGGAUCGGCCAAGCAAAUGGUGGAUGUGUUUCUCAAAGAGGAAGUUUAUGGGCUUGCCUAACGUUGGUACCGCUGCUUGAAACCUUUGAGGUGACAUUUUAUAUUUUACGGCAUGAUAAGAGACUUGAUUCUAAAAGAGAAAGAUCACAUCCGGUAUCUGUUGCGCAAACAUUCUUUCCGUUAUAGACAGCAAAGUUUAUGACAUUGUUGAGGCUACUUUAUAAUCCAUAUAAUAGCAAUAUGCAAAGCUAUGGAGUAAUUUGCACUGCAGCCUUCUCAAUCAUAUCAUUGAGCUGGAUCUUUACGUCCGGCUAUC
Spizellomyces punctatus DAOM BR117 is the source of this 990-nucleotide messenger RNA. RefSeq lists its product as uncharacterized. The record is from RefSeq and is a predicted model, not a curated record. Gene Ontology annotation, cellular component: cytoskeleton; Arp2/3 protein complex. Gene Ontology annotation, molecular function: actin filament binding. Gene Ontology annotation, biological process: Arp2/3 complex-mediated actin nucleation; regulation of actin filament polymerization. The transcript has 5 exons. Bases 218 to 754 code for a protein of 178 amino acids. Lineage: Eukaryota; Fungi; Chytridiomycota; Chytridiomycetes; Spizellomycetales; Spizellomycetaceae.